AAUGAUCAUUAAGUGUGUCGUAAAUUAUAUUAUAAGAAAAUGGGUUUUUUGCGAACAUUGGUUCUUCUGGUCUGCCUAUUAGGAGUAAGCCUGGCUGCUAGAUGUAAUUCUGACGGUGUUUGUACUAGUAAUGAGUUACAUUGUGCUGACGGUUACGUGAAAGGCUGUCACUCGGGAAUGUGUACAUGUGAACAUGCAACAUCAACACGUUGUUCAUAUGUAAACGACAGCUUGACGUUAGGACAUUGCAGCAUUCAUGGAAAAGACGGUUUUUGGCAUUGUGCAGAUAGUGUUUGCAAAUGUUUCUUCUUCUAGACACACAAUACUGUUACUAAUCUUCAUAUUUUGUAUACAAAAUGGUUGUUUUGGAAU
Messenger RNA from Saccostrea cuccullata (small rock oyster), 372 nucleotides. RefSeq names its product serine protease inhibitor Cvsi-1-like. The record is from RefSeq and is a predicted model, not a curated record. Bases 40 to 315 code for a protein of 91 amino acids. The transcript has 3 exons. NCBI's taxonomy places the organism in Eukaryota, Metazoa, Mollusca, Bivalvia, Ostreida, Ostreidae.